This is a messenger RNA of Hymenoscyphus albidus, 1989 nucleotides long. NCBI's taxonomy places the organism in Eukaryota, Fungi, Ascomycota, Leotiomycetes, Helotiales, Helotiaceae. The record is from the annotation of a GenBank genome assembly.
CCCACUCGCCCACUCGCCCACUCGCCCACUCGCCCACUCGCCCACUCGCCCACUCGCCCACUCCAUCCGAUCACUGUGCUCUCUCGUCUGAACAUCCAUCACUCCGCCAAGUCAGCAACACCAGCACCAGCACCCACUACGCUGGAUUAACAUUCAACAGCAUCAAAGCACCUGCAUCUGCACCGCGACCAGCAAAACCAUCGUCGUCGCCCUCUUUCUCGCCGUCCCCCUCAUUCUCGUCUUCCCAUGUAGCUGCUGAGAAGACGCUCUCUUCUACUCGCCUUCCCACACACGUCCGCUCGACAAUCCAGAGCUUUGUUCUCUACCACACUCGUUUCCCCUUCUCUUCUCCUUUCACGACAUUGAUGCGACCGUAGAGCAGUCUCCCCGUCAUACUCGACUUCACGACCACCCACCGGGGACAGACAGCAACUCGAACACAUUCACAAUACCCUUCCGCAUCCUUUGACACACCAGAAAGCACAACCCGUGCUACUUACCUUAUUACCCGCCAAUUUACCCUUUCAGCAUACCUUUGUCGUCGAGCAGGCUCUCUCGAUCUCUAAGGCCUGACCUUCUCUCACCAUUCAUCCUGAGCCUCACCUUCGACGUCAACACGUUGCGACCGGUCACUCGUAUUGCCAGGCACUGAGAUCUAUUGAUCAAUUCAGGUGUUUGUGAGCGGAUAUAAUCGUAAUAAAGACGUUGACGUCCCCUACAUAAUGGCUUAUGUAUUUGAGCCAGGUUCGUUGUUCCGUUGCUCCUUUUAUCCAAACACUGUUUUCUAAUCUUGUUACAGCCCAAUUCGGCUCCCUCUUUCGAAGAUGUGUGAGUUGUGAUGAGAACGCGGUCGUUUCCUGCCCGGAAUCUUGCGACAAAGGUCUGGUGUGUGGUCAGAUUCCACUCACUUGCGAUGUUUGCCAGCAUACUGCGUGUGUAGAAGAUCCGAACGCUUCAACUUCAACCCUGCCUGCAUCACCACGCCGUUCUCCUAACGGGGGCGCAAUUGCUGGUGGAGUAAUUGGAGGACUUGCCGUCAUUGCAAUCGCUACUUAUUUGGUUUGGAGGUUUUGCAUCAAGACGAAAAGGCAGCAAUAUGAGCAGGAUAAUUGGGUCGACGAACAGGAUGAGCAAACUCAGGCCGAGAAGGACUUCACGAUGCGACGAGAUGCAAGAGCUUCGACUCACACAGUAGGGUCAAUCGCUUCGACUGUUCUUACCCGGGCAUCCAAUAUCAUUCAAAUCGCAUAUAUUCCUGGCGUUACGAACCGAUCCAAUCCAUCAACUCCUGGUCUUCUCGUUCCACCCGUUCCACCGAUUCCCAUUGCCUUAUCCGCCGCGAGCAGUCCAUACGAACAGGAGCACUUCUUCAUGCCUGGUGACUUGACCCGUGAUUCCACAUACUCGGGUGUUAGCGACGCACGUACAUCGUAUGCUCGAAACAGUGUUGCCUCAACUAUUUACGGGAAGAAUGCCGUUGUGUCUCCAGUGCCUGCCCAGACUGUUAUUAGAGGAAAGGCUGCAGUUGUCAGUGUCAAGUCCAAUGGUGCAGCCGGCGAAAUAACACCACCCGUCCCAAGUGUUGAUUUUAAUAAGUAUGGUGCGGCACGACCGCCUAGCCCUGCUUUCUCUGUUGGAUCUACCUUCUUGAACAGCGCCAAUACUGCCACGCAAGUGAAGCCAUUGGUUGUGCGAGUCCCCAACAAGAAGCAGCCGCAGCACAACUCAACAGCGUACACGACUUCAGAAUAUUCAGCGGGAAGACUGCAAGAGGAAAGCUUACUCGACCGUGAGUCGCAAGCAAUCACUAUCAUCGACGAUACACCGACGAUGUAUAACACUCCAAACCUGCAAGGGGGACCAUUCCGGGACCCAAUUGUCCCUCGGGUGGCAAGUACCAGCUCCCUCAGCGCCAUGACGACCAGAUCCAAGGAGAGUCGAGCCGAGAAAUCCACCCCAUUUGGUGAUGAACACAAAAUCAAGGACUAG